UUGGUACAAAGAAAACCAGAAGCUUCCAAACAAAGCAACAAGAAUCCAAACCAAAACCAUGUAUUUAUUGUGAGAACACUGAUCAUAAGCCAGCCGAAUGUAAGAGUGUUGUUACUGUUGCUGACCGCAAAAAGAUCCUGUCCACUAAACAACUAUGUUUUAACUGUACAGGAAAAAGUCAUAAAGCAUCUGAAUGUCGAAGCCAAUUGGGAUGUCGCAAUUGCAAGAGAAGACAUCACACCUCGAUUUGUGAAAGUAAAACCCCCUACUUGUGGCUACAGGCGAAGGAGCAGUCGUAUAUCCAAUAGUCGUGGUAGAAGUAGAUGGAAUCAUGUGUAGAGCUUUAUUAGACACUGGCGCUGGAAGCUCCUAUGCUUCUGCAACUCUCCUAGCUCGUCUGAAUACUUCACCUGUUCGCAAAGAGUAUCGAAGAAUUGAGAUGAUGAUGCAAUCGAGCACCAAGAUGAUAGAAGUUCACAAGAUCAAGAUUGAUAGCUUAGAAGAAAACUUUCAUCUUGAUACCGAGGUAACAAAAGUUGACCGUGAUAAACUUCUUUCCCUAACCAACCCCAGAUACAAGGAGAUAAUAGAGAAAUUCACCUACCUCAACGGAAUAAAGAUGCAAGAUGUGGAUGAGAAGCCAGAAUUGCCUGUUCACCUUAUUCUAGGGGCAAGCGAAUAUGCAAAAAUUAAAACCGAAACCAGACCCCGUGUUGGUAAACCUGGAGACCCUGUUGCAGAAUUCACCCGUUUUGGUUGGACCCUUAUCUCACCUGGAAGUGAAGUGGACUUGUCAAACAUGUUCUUAACGCAAACGUCAACCGUGGACUACGAAAAUCUCUGCAGCCUUGAUGUGUUGGGCUUGAAAGAUUCGCCAGCAGGAGACCAACGGAGUGUAUAUGAAGAAUUCAAGGAACAGUUGAUCAGACGCCCAGAUGGAUCAUAUGAAACCGGCCUUCCCUGGAGAGGAUGCCAUCCACCUUUACCAAAUAAUGAGCUGGGAAGUCUAAGAAGGUUAAAUUACCUUGCCAGGAAGUUGGAGAAACAACCCGGUAUGCUUCAGAAGUAUGAUGAUGUUAUCAAAGAUCAGUUAUCGCAAGGCAUUGUAGAGAAAGCAACAGAAGAAGCAGAUGGUCGUGAGUUCUACAUCCCUCACAAACCCGUUGUUCGUGAUUCCGCCGAGACCACCAAGCUUCGCAUCGUUUACGAUGCUUCUGCUCGAGAGAAUGAGAAAGCACCUUCCCUGAAUGAGUGUUUGGAAACUGGGCCAUCCUUGCAGAACUUACUUUGGAGCGUGUUGGUGAGAAAUCGAUUCUAUCCAGUGGCCAUUGCGGGAGAUCUGAAGCAAGCAUUCUUACAAGUGUGGAUAAAGAAUCAAGAUCGAGAUGUGUUGAAAUUUCAUUGGUUCAAAGAUUUGGGAACUAAAGAAGUGGAAACACUACGAUUCACACGCGCCCUGUUUGGCCUCGCUCCAUCCCCCUUCCUUCUGGGAGGAGUGAUUGAACAACAUUUGGAACUGUGUCAAGAGAGAUUCCCGCACGAAGUAGAAGAGAUCAGACGAAGCCUUUAUGUGGAUGACCUAAUUGGUGGAGGAGAGACCCCAGCCAAAGCCUUACACUUGAAAGAAACAUCUCAAACGAUUUUUGGCGAAGCAAACUUUGAACUUCAUAAGUGGCAUUCAAACAACCCUGACCUAGAAACAACCAGCACAUCCACCUUUGACCAACAACAAAGUUAUGCGAAGGAGCAACUAGGAGUGCAGCAAGGUGAAACCAAGUUACUGGGCUUACCAUGGAAGAAAGGUGAAGAUACUAUAGCAGUCAAAGUGUUGCAACAGAAAGCAGAACCCACAAGAAGAGGAAUCUUGGGUACCCUUGCCAGAAUCUACGAUCCAUUAGGAUUAGUGUCACCAAUCACUGUGGCUGGUAAGAUGCUGCAUCGUGAUGUUUGUGAAAUCCAAAAAUGUUGGGACAAACAGCUACCUACUCCAGUUCUUAACAAAUGGUUGCGUUGGGAGAAACAUCUACCGGACCAAGUGACAGUGCCAAGAAGCCUUGUCAAGUAUCAAGAAGAGAUCACAGGAAUCCAACUGCAUACUUUCGGGGACGCAAGUGGAAAAGGGGUUUCAACGAUUGUGUACGCAGUGAUUCAGCAACAGACAGGAGUCAGCCAGGGACUCGUUGCCGCCAAGUCGCGUCUCGCAAAACACGGACUGACCAUUCCCAGACAAGAGCUAGUGUCGGCGCAUAUGAGUACUAACCUUGUGCACAACGUGAAAGUAGCAUUGGCGGGUUUUCCAGUAACAGGCGUUUACGGUUGGCUUGACAGUACCGUGGCUCUCCAUUGGAUAAACGGGAAUGGAGAAUAUAAACAGUUUGUAAGAAAUCGCGUAAGAAAAAUCCAAGAAAAGCAUUACAUCCAGUGGGGACAUGUACCUACAGCCGAAAACCCAGCAGACGUGGGAAGCCGUGGUGGAUCUGUAGAACAACUGUCCGAGCUUUGGUGGCGGGGACCUGCAUGGCUGCAGCAUCCAGAAAGUUGGCCAGAGACAGUUGUUACGAGCGCGACUGCAGAAAGUGAAUCCGAAGCUAAGAUUGUACGAGAUGUGUUGGCAGUAGCGAUGCGAGAGGAAGAUAAGCUUGAUGAGCUGAUGGAAAAGUUCGAGUAUUGGAAAGUCAUACGAACAACCGCUUGGGUAGCAAGGUUCACCAGCAAUUGCAAGUUGAAGCAAUCGGAACGAAUCAAAGGUCCUCUAAAGACAGCAGAAACCAACCUUCAAGUCGACUUUUGGGUAAAGCGAGUGCAAGAGAAAUGUCAAGGAACCAGAGAAUUCGAGGAAGAUCGACAGCGUCUCAACUUACAGAGAAAUUACAAAGAGUUGUUCGAAUGUCGAGGUAGAAUUCAGGGAGAUUACCCAGUAUACCUUCCUGACAAGUCAACACUUACAGAAAAGCUGGUGAUGGAUGCUCAUGUGCGAACUUUGCAUGGGGGAGUGGGACUUGUUAUGACAGAAAUCAGAAAGGAGUACUGGAUCCCUCGUCUGCGAAGUGUUACGAAGCGUGUAAUCAAGAAGUGCUAUGGCUGCAAACGUCAUCAAGCUACCGCCCUUGCUCAACCACCUCCGGGCAAUCUUCCGCGAAAUAGAACUGAAGGAGCAUGGCCAUUUCAAGUUGUCGGAAUUGAUUAUGCUGGACCGAUAACGUAUCGAGCUAAGAAAGGUCAAGAGAAGAAGUCAUACAUAUUGCUUUACACUUGCAGUUUGACACGCGCAUUGUACCUGGAGUUGCUGCCUGAUCUUACGACCGACGAAUGCAUUCGAAGUUUGAAGCGACUUAUUGCAAGACGGGGACGACCAGACCGGAUUUACUCAGACAAUGGGAAAACUUUCGUCGCAGCUGCAAAUUGGUUACGUAAGGCUAUGAGAGAUGAACAGUUGCAUGAUUGGCUAGCGAAGCAGAAAAUUGCAUGGCAAUUCAAUUUAAGCCGCGCCCCUUGGUGGGGUGGUCAAUUUGAAAGGAUGGUGGGGCUUGUGAAACAAGCUCUCUAUAAGACCACGGGUAAAGCAAAUUUGCGCUGGGAGGAACUGGAAGAAGUGCUCUUGGAUAUUGAGACAGUCCUAAACAAUCGACCAUUAAAUUACGUCGAAGAUGACAUUCAAUUGCCAACUCUAACACCACAUGCCAUGAUAGUAGGACGUCCUAAUUUGAUACCAGAAAGUGCAGAACUUGAUGAUGAAAACGAUGGUGAUCUGAGAAAAAGAGCAAAGUACUUGCAACGAUGUAAGAAUGCAUGGUGGUCGAGAUGGUCAGCUGAGUAUUUGAAAGCUUUGAGAGAACGACACAACUUGAAGAACAAAACAACGGAGAUGAAUGCAAAACCUGGAGAUGUAGUCUUAAUAAAGGGUGAUGAACGAAAUCGUGGGCGAUGGAAAAUUGGCAUCGCAGAAAAGCUGAUAAAAGGCAGAGACGGAAUUGUGAGAGCAGUACGAUUGCGAGCUGGUAAGUCGUUCCUGGAACGUGCCAUACAACAGUUGUAUCCGAUGGAGUUAUCGUGCGACAGAGCAAGCCAGAAGAAAUUGGAUGCAACAGUUAAAGAAUUCACACCAAAACGACGGGCAGCAAAGAUAGCGAAAGAGAACAUUCGUCUAAUUGCUGAAGAAGAAGAGGAAGAACAUUAGCAUGGAACAUUUAGCAGUUAUGGGUUAAUACUGAACAGUUACGUCCGUAUUAGGACUAUUAUGACGUUGAAGUUGACUUUAUCAUAUAACCGUAAAUAUAUUUACCUUUGGACUAGCCAAAGUAAAUAGGGGGAGAGUGUGGGAAAAUGUAGGGAUAUAGACGGACAAGCGAUAAUUCAAGUUGAUAUCUAGAGAUAGAAACGGACAGGACAUUAUAAAUGUGGAUAUGUAGGGAUAAAUAGGGUUAUAAAAACACGUGUGAGAAUCCAAGAUGGCGGAACGUUGUUGUUUUUCGAGAGCAUUUAUUUAGUAUAAAAAUAGCAUGUUUUAGAUAUUAAAAAGGAAUAGAACCAAUCGUAGGUCUUUAUUGUCGUCUCAUAAAGCGAUUAUCGACACUCCCAUUGUCUUCGACAUUUCAAAGUGUAGACUGUGUCUAGUGAUGAGAAUCAAGGAAUUUAUUUUAUGUGUUAAUAUAAACCAAGCCCGUUUAGCUGCCUUAAAACGGUGGUUUAAUAAGCUCAAAAUACAAAGCAUGCAAGUCUAUACUAUAGAUUCAUCAUCAGUGAACAACCAAACUGAAAGUAUUGAACCUUAUAGAACGAUAGUUUUUAUUUGUUUACAACUAUACAUAUUCAACGGGUAUAUAAGAGUUUAACUGUUAUUUGAUAAUUACUGCAUCAACCGGCCCCUUGUUUAUACUUUGGAGGUUCGUAUAUAUUAAUAUCUAUCAAGUAUCUUUGGUUCAGAACAUGACUGAUAGGCCUAUAUGGAAAUCCCACUGUUCGAUUCAGUGAAGAAAUAUCUCCUAAUUUCUAUCGAUAGUUUUAGUAAAAUGUCAACAUUAUUGCGAUUUAUGGCCUUUGAAAGUCAAGCGAGAUAGUAUAUUAUCAAAUUAAUACGCAUGUAAUUGUCUGAACGAAAAUAUAGACUAGCCCAUACCUUUCGCCGAUCAUAACUUCGGCCCCUUCGGACGUAUCUUGUUUGUUAAAUAUUCUUGUUCGAAUCUCUAUCAAUAACACUAUUUAGAGUGUUAUUUUUCAGCUUGUAUCUUUUAAUUUGCUUCUUUUAUUAUGUUAUUCCAUUUCUGGUCUGACUUGACGUGAACUAUUAAUUUCAAAACGCAGAGUUUCAAAACGUCAAAACAUUUGGUUAAUGAUUAACAUUUAACCGAAUUUAGCCGUUGAUUGACAACUACAUAAAAAUACUAACCAAUCCGUUUUUCCCGUUCACCAGCGGACGGGUAAUUCAAAAACCCCUAGUUUUGCGGCAGACGGUAUUUCCUUUGCUUCCCUAAUUUUCGCUGCCCGUAGAAAUACCGCCUGCCAUGCAGGCUAGGCAUGUAGUAAAACACUGACUACCGGAACACCGGAACACUACCGGAACACUACCGGAACACCGGAACACCACCAUUUUGUUUGGGGUUAGGGUUAGGGUUGGGGGUUAGGGUUGGGGGUUAGGGUUGGGGGUUAGGGUUGGGGGUUAGGGUUGGGGUUAGGGUUAGGGUUAGGUGGUGUUCCGGUGGUGUUCCGGUGUUCCGGUGGUGUUCCGGUGUUCCGGUAGUCAGUGUUUUACUACAUGCCGGAGAUUUAUUAUAGUUUCACUUUCGGAAAUUGUUAUUCUAGUAUUUUACAGUAUUAUCUUCGUAUGGGGUCAUAUAAUAACUCGCGUCUUUUGUGCGGCGUUUUUGAAGGAAGCAAAUUAAACCAUGUCAAAUAUUGCCACACACACGCAUCAUGGCGGCAACCUGGUGUUCAGGGAGUGGUUUGAAAAUCCGUGAAAAUGGCGAUCUUACGAGCUGUUUUGUCGAUACUUUACUCCUAAUACCAACUGCUAUAGUUUUGUUUAUAUUGAUACCAGCUUUGGUGCUCAUUUUGCGUGGAAAAUCGGAGGUUUUUGGGCAAUCUUGUGUGAGAUUCAAACAUCACUCCUUGCGAUGGAUGCUAACUAUCCUACUGUUAUUAUCUUAUCUGGUCAAGAUCGGCGAAGGUUUUAUGUUCCAAGAACAGAUUUCAACAACACCGUUACACUUGUAUCUACCCAAUAUGUUCUCAUUUGUAUGUUUGAUACUUGCAACCAUCUAUUAUGAUAUUGUCGAAGUCAGUCAAAUCUCUCCAGUCAAAAAGCUAUCAAUUCUGUUUGUGUAUUGGUUGAGUAGUGUAAUAGUAUGGACUGUGAAGUUUGUACAGUUAUACCAAGUGGAAGGACCAUAUGAUAUCCGCCUGGCUACAAGUGUUUGCAUCCUGGUAUUUUACACACUGUUGCUGAUAGUCGAAAGACGAGUCAUUUUCUCAAAUCUUCCUGGACAGUCACAAUAUUCCUCGUGGAGUAGAACUAGUGAAAGUGAAGUCGAGGGGGAUGCCUGUCAAGAAUUCCAAGCAGGCCACAUUAAAUUUGUACACGAUUUUGCAAACUUCUUGUCCCGUUGUACGUUCUCAUGGAUGUAUGAUGUGUUAAAGCUUGGCAGCAGUCGACCUCUUGAACCCGAAGAUCUAGGCGAGUUACCACCGAUUGACAAAGCCGAGUUUAAAUUAACCACAAAAAGUUUAUCAAAGUUUGGGAGGAGGAAAAGGUCCGAGCUGCUCCGACGAAUACCACCCCAUCUCUUUGGCGUGCUUUCUUCAUCACAUACAAACGUAUCAUCCUAACGGCAGCUGCAUGCCGUUUUGUUGGAGAUUUGUUAAGUUUCAUUGGUCCAUUGUGUUUAAAACAAAUUGUUGCUUAUGUUGAAGAAACUUUGAAGUCAGACAGUGAUGAUUCAAAGUCUCAAACGGCCGAUGAUGUAAACAUGUCCAUGUCAGACUUUUUUGGGAAUGGUUUUGUUUUGGCUGUAGUGAUAUUAUUUGGAAACAUUGGAUCAACCACUUUGUUACAGCAAUAUUUUUACCUCUCACUUCGUUUUUCUACGAAUUUAAGAGCAUCUCUUCAGGUGAGAAAGUAAAGUUUGCCUAUAAGUGGCAAUGCGCCCCAGAUGCUUUAUAUUUUAUGCUGUUUAAUGCUGGAUAUGAUUUUAUUCGUCAAGGGGAGAGUGCUGCCACUAAAUGGGUUAAUCAGACUAUCUCUCAAAGUCAACUUUUCUGUGGCCUUUACUUUGACUCUCUUUUAGGCAUCCUGUUAACCCUUUAAGUGGCAAUGCACCCUACUUUGUUGUUUUACUCUGUCUAAUGCCAGACAAUUUUACUUGUCAAGGUGGGGGGGGGCAGUGCUGCCACUCAAUGAUAGAGUUAACCGUGCCCAUGCAUGGCUGCAUAAAAAAGUUAAAUUGUCUGGCAUUGGCCAGGGUAAUAUUGAGUAAGCCAUUUUGCAGAUUAUAGUGUGUUAAACAAGCACAAUUUAUGGACAGUUUAUGUUGUGCACUAAGUUAAGAAGAUUAAUGAUACUACAGGUAGUUGCAUGAGCUAGCAAUUUAGAUGUGAGCUACUUUAGCUGAUUAUUUUUAUCUAAAUUCCAAGGUAAUGAUCUACAACAAAGGCCUGAAUCUUUCCAGUUUCACAAUUUCUGGUGGUAAAAUGGACUCAGGACAAAUUGUAAACCAUAUUUCAAUCGAUACUCAAAACAUUUCUAUGUCGAUGACCUUCCUACACCAUUUGUGGGGAGCGCCUCUGAAAGUCAUUCUUGCAUUUAUUCUUAUUGUAAAUGAGCUUGGUGUUGCCACAUUACUGGGUUUUGUUGUGUUGCUUGUGCUCAUCCCAAUAAACUAUGUUUUAGCGGCACAGAUGGGACGGUUUCAAAAGAUAGGCUUAGGUACAGUAUUGAAUAAAAAUUAUUGUUUCUUAUUUUUUCAAUAUUUCACUGGCAAAAAGGCUUUCUUACUAGCAAAGAGAGAAGUCUGGUAAUGAGCCCCAUGCCAUGCUGAAUUUUUAAAUCAUUGGAACAAAGUUCAAACGUUGUAAUGAAUUGGUUAAUUAUGUAACUAUGUUUAUUGAACGCGUACUGUAGGUAUAAGUGACGAGCGUCUGAAGAACACAAAUGAGAUGCUGCAAGGAAUGAAACUUUUGAAGCUCUAUGCAUGGGAAGGAUGGUUUGGUGAGCUGAUUGAAAGAAUACGUACUCGUGAAGUCUCUGUCAAAGUGAAAACUGCUCUCCUGAAUGCCUUGGUGUUUUUCAUUACUACAUGUACAACAACCAUCGUGGCUCUCGUUAUGUUUGUCAGUUAUGUCAAGGUGUCUGGUAAAGAGCUGACUGCAUCAAAGGCGUUUGCAUCGUUAGCCCUGAUUAAUCUUAUGAAGGUGUAUAAAUAAUUUGAUUUGUAAUGAUAAACCUCCCACACACUGGGGAAGCCCAAACCCCAUAUGAUGAUGAUACAACAUUAGGUUUUCAUGGAGAGAGUAGAAUGUCAAAGUAUUAGGACCCACAAUGCACCCACAUUGCAAUUUAACUUGUGAACAAUGGUAGCCUCUCUAAUGCGGACCCCUUCUAACAUGGACAUCUAUCUAAUAUGUCUAGAUCUAGACAUUUUAUUUUGUUUGUUCUUUAUUGCGAACACCUCUCUAUUGACUCUAUUACGAACACCUCUCUAUUACGAACACCUCUCUAAUAUGGAGAUAUUUCUAUACAGACACCUCUCUAAUAUGGACACCCCUCUAGUACGGACAUCUCUCUAAUACAGACCCCUCUUAAAAACAGACAUCUCUCUAAUACAGACAAUUUCCAAUGGGCGGACGCUAAAUUAAAUAAUUCUCAUAUAUUUUCUUUUAAAAACCUUCCUUUUUUAGCUCUGUUCCUUAAAUGUCCAUAGUAGAAAAGUCAGACUGUUUAUUUUUUUCCAACUAGGUGCCCCUCUUCCUGUUACCAGUAAUGGUCCGCACAGUAGUGAAUGCACGUGUUAGCACGAAGCGUCUUCUCCCGUAUCUCCUCGCACCUGAAAUCAGUCACCUGCGAGACGAAGCUCCCGUCUGUGUCAUCGAAGAAGACGAAGAAAGUCCGAGCCCGGAGGAAUUCAAAAUGGUGCCGCUGAAACCCACCAUGGAUGACUCCACACCAUCACCAGGUAGCCCUACCAUUGAGAUUAGCGUGAAGUUCUCUAAAGACUCCACGAAGAAGAAGAAGAAGAAAGAUGAUACGAAACAAAAGUCGAGCGCUGAUCCUGAUUUCUGUAUUCCACCUCGGAUUGCAGUUGUUAUCAACGAUGCCAGCUUCACGUGGAACCCCGAAGCAGACCAGCCAACAAUAUCGAACGUAGAUGUUAAUGUACCCAAAGGAAAACUGACGAUGAUUGUGGGACCUGUUGGAAGUGGAAAAUCCUCUUUGGUAAUGUAUAAAUUACUCGAUUUUAUACAUUAG
Messenger RNA from Paramuricea clavata, 9457 nucleotides. NCBI's taxonomy places the organism in Eukaryota, Metazoa, Cnidaria, Anthozoa, Malacalcyonacea, Plexauridae. The record is from the annotation of a GenBank genome assembly.